Messenger RNA from Cucumis sativus (cucumber), 1710 nucleotides. RefSeq names its product F-box protein At4g00755. Gene Ontology annotation, molecular function: protein binding. NCBI's taxonomy places the organism in Eukaryota, Viridiplantae, Streptophyta, Magnoliopsida, Cucurbitales, Cucurbitaceae. The transcript has 7 exons. The record is from RefSeq and is a predicted model, not a curated record. The coding region runs from base 281 to 1387 and encodes 368 amino acids.
AAAACUUGCUAUCGCUGUCCUUCGAACUGCUUCCCAAUUUUACUCUAUCUUUCUCUCUUCGUUUUCAUAAUCAUCUAUUUGAAGCUUAUCUUUCUCUCUACCAAAUCUCUGUCCCUCUGAUUCUCCAACAAGCUUUUCUUAGGGGACACUUUCGGUUUUUGGUGGAAGAAGUUUUGGUUUUGCAUUGCGAUUGAAGUUUUUCGUUUCGAGGGGUUAACUCCAGCGCCAUAAUUGUCUAAAUUUUGGAAGCUACCGGAUUUUCUUAUGGUAAGUAGCCAGAAUGGAAGUCCGUUUGGAUUUCUUGGAUUUGCUUCAACCCGACAUGUCGAGAAAGAUUUUAAUGUGCUUGGAUGAUAUUUCUGAUAUUGUUCGUGCGAGUGCCGUCUCACGAUGUUGGCAACAUUUGGUGAUAGAAAAUGGUCUAUCGAAGCAGCUCUGCUUUAGAUCAUUCCCUCAUUUGUCUAGAGUAGCUUCAAUUGUUGAAGUGAACAAUUCGGAAGUGAAUGGGAACAAAGAAGUAGCAUGUAGUAGUUCAAGAGAUUCCAAAUCUGCGCAGAGAGAUCACAGAGUUUAUGCUUAUCUUGCACAUGCAUCUACAUCAUUUCUUAUGAGACAUUGCAUUUCCGAGGCAAUUAUUGCUUCUAGCACUGAUAAUGAGCCUGAGGAAAGCAUCAAUAACACCUUGGAUGCAAGAGAUCUUGUUGCAAGGAGGGCUUCAUAUUGGUCAAGUAAAGGACAGUUUAAACCUGAUGUACCGGAGACGCUAAUAUACAAAUUGGUCUCCAAUUUAUGUGUUGUAUAUGAAAUUAACAUACGACCUUUCCAAGCAUUUUUUCAGACAGGUUUACCUAUAUACUCUGCGAAGGCUGUGCGUUUUCGGUUUGGUCACUUAACACACGUCAUCGAUCAUAGGAGUGAUUUGGUUGGAGAGUCACACUGUGGAUCUGCAAAAGAAACAUUUAUAUGGACAUAUACUUCUCCAGAAUUCCCAAUGGCUCAGGAAAGUUACUUGCAGAGGUUCAAACUUCCUGAACCUGUUCUUUGCAUAGGAGGUAUUCUGCAAGUUGAGCUGCUUGGCAGGGUACAAAGACAAGAAACAGAUGCUUUGUUCUACAUAUGUGUUUCUCAUGUUCAAGUUAUCGGGCGGCCAUUGUCGCCUGCAUUUGAUAUUGAAAUCCUUGAACCCUCAUGGGAUUUUAUAUUGAAAUGUAACCAUCAAGCAAAGGCUUCUAACCAAUUAAGCAUGCUUGAGAAUGAGCCGCGUACAAUCCUUCCCACGUAUUUGGGGAGGCGUGUAAUUGAAUUGCGACAGAUUGUGAAUAUGCUUCGGGGUAACGUAGUUCAAGGUGAGGAUUAUGCAUGGGGUGAGGAUGAAGAUGACAGAUGAUGAAGAUAACAUAAGAAGAAAAGAGGAAGAUUGUUGUUUGUGAUUUCUCUUACAUUUUGCCUUAAAACUGAAUCCCAUCCAUCUAGAAUUGUGACAAAUAAAUGCUGGUUUGUGUAUAUGAAUGUGAAAAGCACAGCUCUUCUUUUCGUUGCUUCAUAAAAUUGGAGUGUAGUAAAUAUUAUCAGUACUCUUACUCCUACACUGGAAAGCAUACAUUAUUUUGCUUUUUUACAUUUGGACUUUUUUUUUGUUGUUGUUACUCUCUUGGGUUCUGAAUCCUCAAAUGAGUUUUUGAAGUAAUGAAUGGGAACUUUGGGUUUAAA